This is a messenger RNA of Salvelinus sp. IW2-2015, 602 nucleotides long. The record is from RefSeq and is a predicted model, not a curated record. NCBI's taxonomy places the organism in Eukaryota, Metazoa, Chordata, Actinopteri, Salmoniformes, Salmonidae.
UCACCAUCUCUCCUCAGCCCAUCACUCUCCACCUCUCCUCAGCCCAUCACUCGCCAUCUCUCCCCAGCCCAAUGCUCAUACCCUGGCUGAACAAGCGCCUAAUCUCUAGCCGCCAGUGAAGGCUCGAGGGUCGUCGGAUUCCUGUUAACGAAAGGAUGCGGUGCCGCAAGUUUUUUGGACAAGGUUUGGUUGGGAUCUAUCUAUGGAUGGCGGUCCUUUUCAAAGGGUCCCUACAGGGGGAGCACCAGCGCAGACUGUACAAGGAGCUGAUGGCCAACUACAAUCGUCUGGAGAGACCAGUGAUCAACGACUCCUCUCCUCUUCUGGUGGAGCUGGGAAUGACUCUGCUGCAGAUCAUAGACGUGGAUGAGAAGAACCAGGUCUUGAUGACCAAUGCAUGGCUACAGCUGUACUGGACUGAUGUGUACCUGAGCUGGAACCCAGAGAAAUACCCUGGGGUUCAGAACCUACGUUUCCCCUCCAGCCAGAUCUGGACCCCUGACAUCCUCCUCUACAACAGUGCUGAUGAAAGGUGUGAUGCUCCUUCCACAACUAACCUAAAGCCGUGCUGUCGUGCAAUGCGUCAGGUUUACUGCCCAUGA